GUAUUACGGGGGAAAAAAAGUGGGCACCAAGAGCAAAUCCAAUGUCCAAUGUAUUGUGGGCACCAAGAAUAAAUCCAACGUCCAAUAUAUUAGCACCAAGAAUGAAUCCAACGUCUAAUGUAUUAGUGGCAACAAGAAUCCAACGAAUUAAUCCAAUGUCCAAUGGAUUAUUAGUGGGCACAAAGAACAAACCUAACGUCCAAUGUAUUAGUUGGGCACUAAGAACAAACCCAACGUCCAAUAUAUUAGUGGGAACCAAGAAUAAAUCCAACGUCCAAUGUAUUAUUACACCAAGAACAAGCCUAACGUCCAAUAUAUUAGUGGGCACCAAGAAUGAAUUCAACGUCCAAUAUAUUAGUGGGCAACAAGAAUCCAACGUCCAAUGUAUUAUGAGCACAACGUCCAAUGUAUUAUUAGUGGGCACAAAGAACAAACCUAACGUCCAAUAUAUUA
Molecule: messenger RNA, 453 nt
Organism: Racocetra persica
Lineage: Eukaryota; Fungi; Glomeromycota; Glomeromycetes; Diversisporales; Gigasporaceae
Source: the annotation of a GenBank genome assembly